Molecule: messenger RNA, 7209 nt
Organism: Numida meleagris (helmeted guineafowl)
Lineage: Eukaryota; Metazoa; Chordata; Aves; Galliformes; Numididae
Gene: ZER1
Product: zyg-11 related cell cycle regulator
Exons: 16
Coding region: 321-2621 (766 amino acids)
Cellular component (GO): Cul2-RING ubiquitin ligase complex
Molecular function (GO): protein binding
Source: RefSeq, a predicted model, not a curated record
GGGGCGGUCGGAGCGUUCCGACCCGGCCGGUGUUUCCUAGGGGGAACGCGGCGGGGCAUCCGGUGCGGCGGCCCCGGCUGGCGGAAGUGACGGAGGGGUUUGUUGACAGCGGAGGCCGCGGCGGGGGGAGCGGGGCCCGAGGAGGACGCGGAGCCGGGGAGAGCCCGGGACGACCGCCGGCCCCAUCCGCCGCGCCGGGCGGGGCCUGGGCCCAGCUGCCCUGAUGUCCCUGUAAAUUCAUCCUGGAAUUUCAUUUGAGGAAAGGAUCUUCGGAAUCAAAAGCUCCCUUCUGUUUUCCUCUCCCCACUGCUUCCCUCAAGAUGGCAUCCGAUAGCCCGGAGUCACUGAUGACCUUGUGCACAGAUUUCUGCCUUCGCAACUUGGAGGGGACUCUCUGCUACUUACUGGACAAUGAAACUCUGCGGCUCCAUCCUGACAUCUUCUUGCCAAGCGAGAUCUGUGACAAACUCGUCAAUGAGUAUGUGGAAUUGGUGAAGACGGACAGCAUCUUCGAACCCCAUGAAAGCUUCUUCACCCUCUUCUCAGAUCCCCGGAGCACCAGGCUAGCUCGGAUCCACUUGCGGGAACAGAUCGUGCAGGACCAGGACCUGGAGGCCAUCAGAAAGCAGGAUCUUGUUGAGCUCUACCUGACUAACUGUGAGAAGCUGACAGCCAAGAGUCUGCAAACUUUGGUGAGCUUCAGCCACACGCUUAUUUCCCUUAGCCUCUUUGGAUGCUGCAAUAUCUUCUAUGAGGAAGAGAACCCCGGAGGCUGUGAAGAUGACUGUUUGGUGAACCCUACUCGCCAGGUUUUGGUCAAGGACUUUACUUUUGAAGGCUUUAACCGCUUGCGCUUCCUGAAUCUGGGCCGCUUGAUUGAAGGGGUCAAUGUAGAGACGUUGCUUCGGCCUUUGACCUCCCUUGCCGCUCUUGAUCUCUCUGGGAUCCAGCUGAAUGAUGUGGGGUUUCUGACACAGUGGAAGGACAGUCUGGUUUCCUUAGUGCUUUACAACAUGGACCUUUCAGAGGAGCACAUCCAAGUGAUUGCACAGCUUCACAAGCUCAGACACUUGGAUAUCUCCCGAGACCAUCUGUCCAGUUACUAUAAAUUCAAGCUGACCCGUCGGGUUCUAAACCUGUUUGUGGAAAACUUGGUAAACCUCACCUCGCUCGAUAUCUCAGGGCACACCAUGCUGGAGAACUGCACUAUCCCAAACAUGGAAGAGAAGAUGGGCCAGACAAGCAUUGAGCCAGCAAAGAGCAGCAUUGCUCCCUUCCGGGGUUUGAAACGACCACUCCAGUUCUUGGGCCUUUUUGAAACAUCUCUCUGCCGCCUGACUCAUAUUCCAGCCUAUAAGGUGAGUGGAGACAAGAAUGAAGAGCAAGUCCUGAAUGCUAUUGAGGCUUACACUGAACACCGGCCAGAAAUCACUUCUCGUGCCAUCAACCUCCUUUUUGACAUUGCCCGUAUUGAGCGUUGCAGCCAGCUGCUGCGAGCUCUCCAGCUGGUGAUCACAGCCCUCAAGUGCCACAAGGAUGACAAAAACAUCCAGGUGACGGGCAGCGCAGCGCUGUUUUACCUGACCAACUCCGAGUACCGCAUGGAGCAGAGCAUAAAGCUGCGACGCCAGGUCAUCCAGGUGGUGCUGAACGGCAUGGAGUCCUACCAGGAAGUCACAGUACAACGGAACUGCUGCCUGACACUGUGUAACUUCAGCAUUCCUGAGGAGCUGGAGUUCCAGUACCGCCGAGUAAACGAGCUGCUGCUGAGCAUCCUCAACCAGAGCCGGCAGGAUGAGUCUAUCCAGCGUAUUGCCGUGCACCUCUGUAACGCUCUGGUCUGCCAGGUGGACAACGAUCAUAAAGAAGCUGUGGGCAAGAUGGGUUUUGUCAUGACAAUGCUAAAAUUGAUUCAGAAGAAGCUGGCUGAUAAAACGUGUGAUCAGGUGAUGGAGUUCUCGUGGAGUGCCCUCUGGAAUAUUACUGAUGAGACUCCUGACAACUGUGAGAUGUUCCUUAACUACAGUGGUAUGAAACUGUUCUUGGAGUGCUUGAAAGAGUUCCCAGAGAAACAGGAGCUGCAUCGCAAUAUGUUGGGCCUCCUGGGCAAUGUGGCUGAGGUCAGAGAACUCCGUCCACAGCUCAUGACCUCCCAGUUCAUCAGUGUGUUCAGCAAUCUGCUAGAGAGCAAGGCAGAUGGGAUUGAGGUAUCCUAUAAUGCCUGUGGCGUGCUCUCCCAUAUCAUGUUUGAUGGUCCAGAGGCUUGGGGUAUAUGUGAGCCCCACCGAGAGGAAGUUGUAAAGAGGAUGUGGGCAGCCAUCCAGAGCUGGGAUAUCAACUCCAGAAGAAAUAUCAAUUACAGGUCAUUUGAACCAAUCCUUCGACUUCUUCCACAAGGGAUCUCUCCAGUCAGCCAGCACUGGGCCACCUGGGCACUGUAUAACUUGGUCUCUGUCUACCCUGACAAGUACUGCCCACUGCUGAUCAAAGAAGGUGGGAUUCCCCUUCUGAAGGACAUGAUUAAAAUGGCCUCAGCACGGCAAGAGACCAAGGAAAUGGCCUGGAAAGUUAUAGAGCACUGCAGUAACUUUAAGGAGGAGAACAUGGACACUUCCAGAUAGAGGCAAUCAUCCAAUGCCUCUUGCCAGCACUGUAUCCAGCUUCUCUAAUUCACUGUACAUAGCGAGGACUCUUUCUUACCAACUCGCCUGUUGGAAGGAAACUUUGUGUGUGUGUGUGAGACCCUCAGUAGAUGAAGGUGAACAGGGGAGGGGGGAGGGACUUUUUGCACAACAAAAUGCUUUCCUUAAAUUAGUGGACUUUUUCGUUAUGAAGUUUCAGAUUGAAGUUCUGUGUGUAUGAUUUCUGUAUAAAAAGAAAACAAAAAAACAGACAACUACAUUACGUAUCUUUUAACCUUUUUUUUUUUUAGACCAUACAGAGAGCCUCAAAUGAUCAUGAGCUUGAAAACCUAGUUGUGUGAUCGCUAGUGUGACUUGUUCAUUUCCUCCUUUUUAGAAAAUUCCCUUUUUCUGUAUUGCAUGAGGUCCUGUAAUGUCUGCAAGAACACCAGUCCUGAAUCAGUAUUGGCCACCCAGUGGGUUUACAGGCAGCAGUGAGUUAGUUGUUUGCUCUGAGAGGUUGGGGGACACAUUACCAACGAGUCAGACCAAAAGAACUAACCUUUUUACUAAUAUUUUUAAGUAGAGGAAACAGGGAAGAAUAAUCUUUUAAGUCAAUACAUUCUCCUAAGGGUUUUUUUUUUUUAUGGUAGAAUCCUAUUAAUGGAAACACUGCUAAAUGAUUGUGGGUCAUUUGGAAGUAAGACAUCCCCGUUAAUGUCAGGAGUUCUGUUUUGUCCCCUUUGGCAGUUGAGUAGGAUCUACCAGCCCACCUAGACUCAUAUGGUCAGGGAUGACCAGUAAAACCAGUUACACAUGGCAACACAGAGCUUUUCCCUCCAAGGGGGCCUGUGCAUGAAGGAACAGGGUUUGUUCACAAAGGGCUACACAUCUUCAUUCCUGUUUUUCACCACCUUCUUAGUUGUGUUCUGCUUCAUGGACAAGGGCUACAAAUGCCAGAGAAUGGCAUAAUAACCCCUACCCGGCCUAGGUGGCUUGUUCCGCUUGUGCAAGUCCCAGUAAAUGACUGAAGCUGUUCUACCAUUCUUCAGUCUGCACUGGUGCAAGCCAUGCUCAGUGGUAAAAUAACCUCCCUUUACAGGAAGCUCACUGCAGCACAGAUGUUGUCAUUUGAGGUGCUAACGUCUCCUGAGGCUGGGGAGUCUCUAGGAGCCCUUUGGAAUGCCAUCUCCUAAAAUGGCACCUCUCGUUCCUCGCCAACAUCUUCCCCCUCUUCUGGCACUACCCUUAUCCUACUCCUGCUAGCACUAACCAGUGCAGUCCCACUCCCAUCAGCAGAAUCACUCCAAUUUAUACGGUUUAGGGGAGAGGAGAGUCCCCACUAUGCUGGUCUUCACCUGUAAAACCCCAGGCCUACCAAGUCUUAAGAAGCCAAGGGCCAAAGGUUGCUUCACAGCCAGGCACUCAACAUCACGUCGUGCAGUUUAUGCUUAGAGCCCCACUUGUCACAGUUCUUUUAAAUUCACAGCUCUUCCCUUAAAAGCAGUUUUGAAAAGAUUUUACAUCUGCAGUGAGAGGAAACCAUGGACACGGGUGUUAGGAUGUUUCAGGCCUCUGAGAUAGCACAGUAAGUCGCUGCUCUCUUCCCUCAUUUACAUUGCUUGCUGCUAUGACUGAGGUUCUUCUGAUGCUCAGAGUUAAUGCUGUCGUUGCUGAGCACGUUAUGGACAGAUCCUGGAGACACAAACUGACACUUUAAAUGACAGAACACAGCUGCCCUGGAGAGGUUUACCUUUUCCUGCCAAUAUGGUGUUACCCAAUGUCUUUUCUUCUCUCUUUUUAACCAUGUCAUAUGUUUUGAUAUUGUGAGAUCUGUACUUUUUCUUUAAGUAUUUUUCAAACUUUAUAUAUAUUUUUGUGUCACUUUUGAAUUGUUUUCAUACAGUUUGAAAAACUUGACAAAUUACACUUUUUUCGUGGUUGUUUGAUUGAAAUGUUUUUUUCUCUCUUUUAUUCCUGUUUCCUAAGAGUUUCUGUCUCUAUAAGCUUUGAGACAGAGAUGUUUCUUUCAAGAUGUUUUCUGUGUAAUGCUUGCCAAUCAUUCUCCUAGAUGCAGAACUAAGAGUGGCUGCAUAUACUGCUGACCAGCCUCCAUGCAUUACAGGAGUCAGGCUUUGCUCAUUUUAUUCUCCAUUUAGCGCUAUCCUUUUGAAGUUGUCUCAGUUGUGAAGUUGUGACAGUGCCACCCACUAGAUUUUCUUCCUUUCUAAUGUCCAUACAGUGAAAACUUCCACCACUAAAAUCUUGAAUCAAGUGACAAAAAACACUAAAGAUUCUGACCACGUUGGCAAGGUGGGAUUGGAGAUGGGGAAACAUCACAGAUACAGUACGUGUCAGAAACCUAUGUCCUCAGAAUGCAGCUGCAAUGCAGGAGAGACAGCUGGAGCACAUCUCAGCCUUGCACUGUAAUCAGCCAAUCAGGCUUUACACUGAGAUUUUGACAAAACAAUGGUUUGGUUCCAUCAGCCUCAAGCCUGAAGGACCCCAAAAGUUCAAAGCAGUCCCUCUGUAAGUCGAGCUGUUACUGAAGUCACAUCUGCUGCCGCUGGACUGUGGUAUCACAACCUAACAAACCUUUGUUUCACAUAGCAAAGAUCACCUCUGUUCUCACUGCUCACAGAUCCUCAUGUACCUGAGCCUGAACCAAAAAAAAAAAAAAGAUUUCGACUUCCCAGGAACAUGGAGAUUAAUGGAGCCAGGCCAGCCUGCCAGAAAAGCUCAGCUCUGUGAAAUCUGUCACUUAACCCUAGAGGGUAGGGAAAACUAUCACUGGUCUAUUACAGCUAGCUAUGUAGCAGAAACAUUGCCCAUUCAGUAAGGUAAGAAAGGUAUCUUGAACGUCUGAGCAUAAUCCAGGAAUUUCUGUGGUGUCUGAAGCUAGGUUGUACCUCAGUCUCCCUAACUGAAACAACAGGUGUUGCAUCCUAGGCAGCAGGCAUGUGCCAUGAUCUGAAAGCACUUUUUGGAGGCAAAGAGGAGUUAAUGAAUUGCUGCUGUAAAUAAAAUGCACAGGACAGGACAGUUGUCUUGUACCUGCAGAAUACUAAUAUUCUACAAAGGAGGGGAGGGCAAAGAGGCUGAUUUUUAUGAAGGUCUUAAGUGAAAAGGGGAAGCUAGAUGUCCAGAAAUACUUGCCUGUUACAGGGAAGCCUCUCAGACUUUCCAGCUUUGCUGGAGCAAAGGAAUGAACCAGGAGACUUCAGUUCCAUGCACAGUUAUAGAAACCAAUCCUGCCUAAAAAACUAUAAAAAACUAAAAAACUACGGUUUUCAACUGUAAGGUGAAAAUACAGCUGGAAAGAAGCUCACAGUCUGAUGAAGUAUGGCAGAGGGACUCCUUAAGCUUAGUAGUUGUUGACUCAUUCAGACUCAUGUUUUUAUGUUUACAUUCCCUUAAUAUUCAAAAGCUGGCCAGGCAGAGCAUGAACCGACUCAAUAAUCUCUGCAGAGACUAUUCCAACAAAGGAACCCUCUACCUUCAGUACAAGUAGUCUUCUUUCUGACUGAAAAAGACCUCGUGGUUCAGUGGCCCAGCACAAUGACGCAGCAGUCCUCAGCAUGCAGGGUGUGUGCCGUGUUCCCUGGAAUAGAUAUGACAGAAGUUGGUGGGCAGCUUUCCACAAGUGCUUCCAUUUUCCAAGAUCUGUGGGAGGAACUGCUUACACAGAUUGGCAUCAGCGUGUACGAUGCUUCACAUCUAGCAGCACCAGACUUUCUCACGGAGACCAAGCUGAGAAAGUUUAGCACUGAUAAUUGCGGCAAUUAGUAACAAUGCAAAUAAUUAAUCUGACCCUCCUACAUCAUAGCUGUUAUCGCCCUGCACCUCUCUGCUAGCUUAGAUGUUACCUGUUUAGCACUAAAUCCUACCCAGCUUGUCACCUGGCCUUGUGUUUGAGUGCUUCGGUCUCUGCAAAAGAUGAGGGGAAGAAAAGCCUUAGAGCUGUGAGCUUAUUCCCCUCGUCACUUGAAGAAGGUGAUUAAUUACCAGGGCAGCAGAGGAGGGGGCACUGCAUUCAGGCACUACUCCACCAGAAAAAAUCUGAGACUGUUUAGGAAGAAGACUGCCACAGCUCAGGUGUUAGAGGGUGGCAUGUGCUGGAAAAAAAAAAUGAUAAUAAAAAUUAGGGGAAACAGCUGGCCUCCAUGACAACCAAGAGGGUUAUGGUUGUCAGGGAUGGAUGAGAAGACAGCACGUAAGAACAGGAAUUAGGGAGAUUUCCUGCUUGACUGAAACAUUUCUCCUUUAACAGACUAUUUUGGUUUCAGAUAAUUGUCACCGAUUCUCUCUGUAAUUCCUUUUUGUUAAAAGAAAAGGUUUUAAGCUAACCAAAUAUAUAUUUCCACGUUUUACGUAAAGAAAACAAUCUCACCUAUAAUGAGCAAGCUUCUGCUUUUACUCUGUCCAUUGACCUGCCUAAUGUUGAGAGGCCUGGUUCAAACGUUUGUACAUGGUGAAACCAAGCAAAAAAAUAAUGCACAAUUGUUGCUUCCUUACAAUUCUGAAUGAAUUAACUUUUCUGUUGUAUCCAUUGGGAUACCUGCUGUGUAUUAAACCUAGUGCUUAACAA